UCGAUCCGGUGUGUUGCCUUCCUGCAAGCAUCCUGCGAGAAAACCCACAGCGAACCCAGCUGAGGUGCCCUAGUAUCCGUGCAGAGAAAUCCAUGAAUGCCACGCACAGAAAGACAUGCGAGGACGAAACAUGUUGACUUACAAAUAGAAAAAUCAUCGAAGGAUUUUAUACAGUUCAUCCAAGAUCUUCAAUGGCGAGAGGUAUUUGAGAGGACAGAAGCUACUCGGCAGCUGGUUUUCCAAAAUGGACGAGCCACCGACAAAGCAUUUGCUUGGCUCCAAGAAGAGAGUCAAAAUCCACCCCAACACAGUCACGGUCAAAUACGCCACUCACUUUCCCCAACCUGGAGAUGAGGGCUACGACGAUGCUCCAUCUUUCGAAGAAUUUGGCUCAUUUGUUGAAGAGACCUCAGACAGAAAGCGACUGACGUCCAGCAGGUCUGGCAGAACGUUUUCAAAACCGCAUGGGGAUCAGAAAGAAAAAGGGGUGGGAGGUCAGUUGCAGAGCUUUGGGGAGGCCUCUGUGUUCUCCUCACGCAUGACAUGGGUCGCUCUGUUUGGGGCGGCUCUGGCUCACGGCUGCGUGGCUCUCAUCACACGUCUGGCUGCAGACCGCUCGAAGGUCCCAUCGCUGGAACUUCUCUUCAUCCGCUCUGACAUCCAGAUCCUGUCCAUUUGUGUUGUGUCUUACUACAAGGAGCCCGCCUUUGGACCCAAGGGCUACAGACUGCGGCUUUUCCUUUAUGGCGUGUGCAACGUCAUCUCCAUCUCGUGUGCUUAUACCUCCUUUGCUAUCGUGCCGCCCAGCAACGGCACUAUUAUGUGGAGGGCCACCACGACAGCCUUUAGCGCUGUGCUGGCGUUUUUACUCAUUGAUGAGCGAUUGGGAAUGACAGACGUGGUGACGGUCAUCAGUAGCGUCUUUGGUCUUUGCUUGGUCAUGAUUCCUAACAUUGUAGGCGAGCAUAAAUCUCUGGGUUUCUGGAAAGAGGCAUUUGGAUACACCAUGACAGUCAUGGCAGGUCUGAUGGCCGCCCUUUCAAUGAUCAUAUAUCGGGCGAUCAAAGAAAAGGUGAGUAUGUGGGUAGCACUUUUCACCUUCGGCUGGACCGGAAUGAUAUGGGGGCUGUCCACUAUGUUCAUCCUACAGGAGCCCAUCAUUCCGCUGGACGCAGAGACGUGGGGGUAUCUCAUCAGUAUUUGCAUCUGCUCCACCGUGGCAUUCCUGGGGGUUUACUACGCCCUCAACAAAUUCCACCCUGCACUUGUCAGCACCGUGCAGCACAUGGAGAUAGUUGUUGCUAUGAUUCUGCAGCUUGUCGUUCUCCGUAUGGUUCCCUCAGUCUAUGACAUCAUCGGGGGUCUCAUCAUCAUCAUCAGUGUUGUUUUGCUGGCCGCCGUAAAGCUUUACUGGGUGGGAAAGAGCAAAAGAGAGGAGUACGAAGAAAUCCUUGAAUCACCAAUCAAAUGAUUCUUUAUUGAUAGAUUGUUUUGAAGUAUAUUGUUUUUCAAGCCUUAAAUUGAUGAUGUCCAUCUGUGAUUGAGAUUCUUGUGAAUGUUUAAGAAAAAUAUCUUAAUGUCAUUGAUAAAGUGCCAUUUGUGGAGUUGUCUUGACUGCUGUAUUAUGUGAACUUAAAGUGGAUAGUGAUCAUCUACCAUGUCAAACGUGCUUUAUGUGUCAUUUUUUUGUAGGCAGUUUAGCACUGUGCUUUUAUUUAAACAUGAUUACAAUUCAGUAUAAGAAUAAAAAGCAGUCUGCUGCACAAGUUGGUCUAUACAAUGGAAAAUGCCUGCAAUAUACCUGCACCCUUUGUAUGAUACUCUAAAUGUGUGUGGUCAAGAGUGCCCCCUGUUGGUACUAAGCAGAUGUAAUUCUGAGACGAGGAGCUUUUGACAAAAUAUGCCUUGGUCAAAACAUAUUUUCCUAUAUAUGUUCUGUCAGUGUAUACAUUUAAGAUAAAUUUGAAAAUAUAUAGAAAAUGUUGUAUAAUAUACAUAAUAUAAUUCAAUAUAUUGGAUAAUACAUAAGGAAUUGCUGCUUUUCUUUUAUUAGAAAAAUAUAGGAAAUGUAUUAUUUUAUAUAUUAUACAUUAUUAUAUCUCCAGUAUAUUCCCAUAUAUUUCGAAGAAUUAUUGAAUUUCAGUCUGUUGUGAUCUGACAGAAGUGAUGGAUCUCUGCUGCCAUAAGAUAGACAGUUUAUAAGGAAUUCUGAAAUUAAUAGCAUUAGCAGUAAUAUAGAACAUUUUAACCUAUGUAAUAUUUGACAUUAUGGCAAGAAAAAAGCAUUUCCUGAGUGUAGCAGGCAAGGUCCCUCUAAAAACAGUUAAAACUUUUUUCAUUUUCUGGGGACAAAAAAGCCAAAGAAUAUUCAUUUAAUGAAAACAUUUGUUAAUUAAGGCGUUUGCAUAUAAUGUUUCUCUAAAAAGAGAAUGUGCAAAUUUGUCUAUUAUGUGUCUGUUGUUUGUUUUAAAUAUAAUCAAAUAGUAAUGCAUUUUGAUUUUCAAAGACCUGUAUUCUUAUGAAUAAAAACAUUCAUCAGUUUUAGAGUGCA
Molecule: messenger RNA, 2551 nt
Organism: Triplophysa dalaica
Lineage: Eukaryota; Metazoa; Chordata; Actinopteri; Cypriniformes; Nemacheilidae
Gene: slc35g2a
Product: solute carrier family 35 member G2a
Exons: 2
Coding region: 245-1471 (408 amino acids)
Cellular component (GO): membrane
Source: RefSeq, a predicted model, not a curated record